GUUGUUCUUUUUGAUAUUGAAAAAAAAAGAAGAAGAUGUUAAAUGUGCUCUUAUAUUUUCUAGAGUAACAUUCCUAUCCCAAACCUUUUUAUGUGCGCGUGUUAUGCAGUUUUUUUUAUAAUUUCUUGACCUAUAGCACCACAGGACUGACUAUCCUGCUAAGGCUUAAUAAAGCCUUAAUAUACUAAAAGCUAAAAGAAUCCUACAUCAACAAUUUAAACAAAAAUCAAAUACUAACCACCACAGCGAGAAUUAACACCUCUGCGCUUCAUUUUUUAGCCGCCUGAUAUUGAAUAUUAAGCUGACGCGGAAGUGUUCAUUGAUGUAAUGGACAACAAAUACCCACUUUGUAAAUUUUUACCAGAAUCAGUCACGAUUUUUGAUACCACAACAAAAGUAUUUUUACGCUCUAGAGCCUUUGAAGGAUAUUUAACACCAUUUUUUUUUCUUUUUUUCAGCUAGGACGGCCUGUGUGUAUUGAUUGGCCGAGCUCUGCUAAUUAAUAGUGAUAGUGUUCUAAGGAAAACAAUGCGUAUUACGUAAACUAGUAAGAUAAUUAGAUUAUAAGUGAUACUAUUUCCUAAAUCCUCAAUAAAUCUGUUAUAUUGUUCAAUAAUCUAUUUUAAUUGGUUUAUUACUAAGUGAAUUACUAACUUUCUAUGAACAUACUUGACUGACCGAUUAGUACUUGAAACCGUCAGGUAUGCUGACGGUUACUAACAGAUGUCCACUUGAAAAAAGUGAAGAGGCAAGAUAACAUGCAAAACACUGAUAAUCGUCUUUUGACCGCAAGGUGUUCAAGGGUUGAAACAAACAUAAACACGACUAGUAUAAAAAGGAAGGCUCAUACUUCUAAAGUCAUCAGUAGAAUCGUACCAGCUAAACAAGAGCAAUGAAACUUGCAGUGAUCGUAGUUGCUUGCCUGGUCGCCACAGUCGCCUGUGCGCCGACCCAACGUGCCCUCACGGAUGACUUUGACGAUUUCGUGUCGUUGCUUCCUUUGGACGAUCUGCUAAACUUGGCCAUGCGUUACCUUCUUACCGACAAAGAAGUCCAGCAAGCGCUGCUCUAUCUGCAAGGAAAGGAAUUUGCAGCGGUUUGGGAUCAGUUCUUCGCUCUCACGGCAGUGAAAGAUUUGUUGAACUAUUUGGAAGAAGCCGGUGUGCCAGCAUACGAAUCGCUGAAUGUUGUGGCCGAUUUCUUGGGCUUGACACCCCUGAAACCAACUGUUCGAAGCCCGCGUUCGGGAGGAUUGAAUGGACUGCUGGAAGAGGCUCUUGCCAUGUUGCCACAUGAAGAACUUGAGGCUAUGUUUGAAGAAAAGUUGAAGACUAGCACCGAAUUCAAGGCUUUGUUCGAGAAACUCCAGAAGUUUGACCAUAAGCAGCUCAGAGAUCUAUACGAGAACUCGGCUGAAGUACAAGGAAUGAUCCAAAAGCUGCGCGAUUACGGCGUUGAUGUUGAUCACAUAGUUGAGGUAGUCAAGGAUUUCUUCGGAGUCGCCUGUGCGCCGACCCAACGUGCCCUCACGGAUGACUUUGACGAUUUCGUGUCGUUGCUUCCUUUGGACGAUCUGCUAAACUUGGCCAUGCGUUACCUACUUACCGACAAAGAAGUCCAGCAAGCGCUACUCUAUCUGCAAGGAAAGGAAUUUGCAGCGGUUUGGGAUCAGUUCUUCGCUCUCACGGCAGUGAAAGAUUUGUUGAACUAUUUGGAAGAAGCCGGUGUGCCAGCAUACGAAUCGCUGAAUGUUGUGGCCGAUUUCUUGGGCUUGACACCCCUGAAACCAACUGUUCGAAGCCCGCGUUCGGGAGGAUUAAAUGGACUGCUGGAAGAGGCUCUUGCCAUGUUGCCACAUGAAGAACUGGAGGCUAUGUUUGAAGAAAAGUUGAAGACUAGCACCGAAUUCAAGGCUUUGUUCGAGAAACUCCAGAAGUUUGACCAUAAGCAGCUCAGAGAUCUAUACGAGAACUCGGCUGAAGUACAAGGAAUGAUCCAAAAGCUGCGCGAUCACGGCGUUGAUGUUGAUCACAUAGUUGAGGUAGUCAAGGAUUUCUUCGGGUCAGAAUUCCUGCUACACUCCGAGAAAAAGCGCUUAUUCCUGAAACCUGGCCUAUUGGCAUUCGUGUACGAGAUUUUAUCUUCGAUUGCACCACAAACCCUGCACCUAUCACCGUCAUUGCGAGUUCAAACACAACUCAGCAAAAAGUACAAGUUGGAUCACCUAGCGGCAGUCAUAGACCACUGUCGAAGAGCAAUGAAACUUGCAGUGAUCGUAGUUGCUUGCCUGGUCGCCACAGUCGCCUGUGCGCCGACCCAACGUGCCCUCACGGAUGACUUUGACGAUUUCGUGUCGUUGCUUCCUUUGGACGAUCUGCUAAACUUGGUCAUGCGCUACCUUCUUACCGACAAAGAAGUCCAGCAAGCGCUGCUCUAUCUGCAAGGAAAGGAAUUUGCAGCGGUUUGGGAUCAGUUCUUCGCUCUCACGGCAGUGAAAGAUUUGUUGAACUAUUUGGAAGAAGCCGGUGUGCCAGCAUACGAAUCGCUGAAUGUUGUGGCCGAUUUCUUGGGCUUGACACCCCUGAAACCAACUGUUCGAAGCCCGCGUUCGGGAGGAUUGAAUGGACUGCUGGAAGAGGCUCUUGCCAUGUUGCCACAUGAAGAACUUGAGGCUAUGUUUGAAGAAAAGUUGAAGACUAGCACCGAAUUCAAGGCUUUGUUUGAGAAACUCCAGAAGUUUGACCAUAAGCAGCUCAGAGAUCUAUACGAGAACUCGGCUGAAGUACAAGGAAUGAUCCAAAAGCUGCGAGAUCACGGCGUUGAUGUUGAUCACAUAGUUGAGGUAGUCAAGGAUUUCUUCGGAUGGAACUAAGACGUAUGGGUGUACACUUGAUGCUAUAAAUACAUUGAUACAGUGAUACCAAACAUGUAUUGAGUUAUUUCUUUUUCGUUUUGAGUAAAACAUUAAAAGUAAA
Anopheles funestus (African malaria mosquito) is the source of this 2975-nucleotide messenger RNA. RefSeq lists its product as uncharacterized. Bases 893 to 2872 code for a protein of 659 amino acids. The transcript has 10 exons. The record is from RefSeq and is a predicted model, not a curated record. Lineage: Eukaryota; Metazoa; Arthropoda; Insecta; Diptera; Culicidae.